UCUACUUUUCGCCAAGUCCCUCGUUCGGACCCCUUCUCUCUCUCUCUCUCUCUCUCUCUCUCCCUCUCUUCCCCACAGCAAAAAACUCGUUUCACUUCACAAAGUUUAAUUUCUUUUGUCCUUCAGUUUCUCGGUAGCCAAACAGACGCCGGGGCUCCUGAUGGCGGCAGAAAGUGGAGAUGAGAAAAGCUGGGAAGAUACGCUGAGGAAAAUGCUACCGGCCGGUGCGCCGUUACCAGACGAAGAGCAGCUUGAUUACUCCAUUGCUGUGGAGUACGAAGGUCCGCCCGUGCCCUACGAGGUCCCCACGGUCGAUCCACUGGAAUUGGACUCUCUUUCCAUUCGUACCUCCUCCAUGGUUUCUGUGUCCGAUAUUCCUUCCUCGAUUCCCGUUGCCGCGCCCAUUGUCUGUAGGGUCUCGAGGUUUAGUCCUGUCAAUAAUGGAUGUCCAGUUAGAGGUUCGCGUUGUACUCCCGUUUGGAGAGCUCAGUCUGACUUGUCAAAGCAGGGAAAUUGUGUAAUCGGGGGUGGGUUGGAAGAGGAACCGAUCUCUUCAGCUGCCGAAUCGGCUCCAAACCCUUCUGCUUUGGCUUUUGAUGAGGACAAGAGGACGAACGUUGUGACAUUCAGGACGCCGAGGGAUUCAGAGUCCGAAGAUGACGGAUACUCUUCAUCGGCAGCGCUAUCGAGUGAUGCUAUUGGAUCGCCAGUGGCGCCUCAGAGGAGUGGAGAAGAAAACGAAUCAAAGAAGAAGAAGACCAAGAAGAAGAUACGAGGAGUGUGCAGUAGGUGUGGGAAAGGGAACAGGCUGAGGGAGAAGGAAUGGUGUUUGGUUUGCGAUGCAAGGUACUGUAGCAAUUGUUUGCUUAAGGCCAUGGGAUCGAUGCCUGAGGGCAGGAAAUGCGUUGGCUGCAUCGGCCAGCCCAUUGACGAGUCCAAGAGGUCUAGUCUGGGAAAGUGCUCAAGGCUUUUGUCGAGAUUGUGUAGUCCAUUGGAGGUCAGACAGAUAAUGAAGGCGGAGAGGGAAUGCCCCGCCAAUCAGCUGAGGCCGGAGCAGUUGAUUGUGAAUGGGAGGCAACUGAGGCAAGAUGAGCUGUCAGAGAUUUUAGGCUGUCCGUUGCCUCCCCAGAAGCUAAAGCCCGGCAGGUAUUGGUACGAUAAGGAUUCUGGACUGUGGGGAAAGGAGGGAGAGAAGCCUGAUAAGAUUAUCAGUUCCAAACUGAAUGUUGGGGGCAAGCUUCGGGUUGAUGCCAGCAAUGGCAACACAAAGGUGUACAUAAAUGGCCGUGAAAUCACUAAGAUUGAACUUAGAAUGCUCAAGCUGGCCAAUGUCCAGUGCCCACGAGAUACUCAUUUUUGGGUGUAUGAUGAUGGAUCUUACGAGGAAGAAGGUCAAAACAACAUUAGGGGGAACAUAUGGGGAAAGGUGUCUACUCGUUUCAUUUGCUCCUUAUUUUCAUUGCCUGUACCACCUGCAACCUCUGGGUCAAAAGAAGAUCCAACUGCUUUUUCAAGCAGGUCAAUGGCUGAGUAUUUGGAACAGGGAAGGGUUCAGAAGCUUCUUCUAUUUGGACUGGAAGGAUCUGGGACUAGCACUCUCUUCAAGCAGGUCAAGUUUUUAUAUGGGAACAAGUUCACUCCAGAAGAACUUCAGAAUCUCAAGCUUAUGAUACAAAGUAACAUGUACAGAUACCUUAGCAUAUUGCUUGAAGGACGAGAAAGAUUUGAAGAGGAGGCUUUGGCGGAGAGCAGAACUAUUAUGGAUGGUGAGGGCUCUGCCUCAGAUGAAACGGAAGAUGAUGGAGAUAAGCAAUGCAUCUAUUCAAUUAACCAAAGGUUCAAGCACUUCUCUGAUUGGUUACUGGAUAUUAUGGCUACCGGAGACUUGGAUGCAUUCUUUCCUGCAGCAACGCGUGAAUAUGCACCUGUAGUGGAUGAGGUCUGGAAGGCUCCUGCCAUACAGGAAACCUAUAAGAGAAGAGAGGAGUUGCAUAACCUCCCCGAUGUUGCCAAAUAUUUCUUAGAUCAGGCUGUUGAUAUAUCAAGCAAUGAGUAUGAGCCUUCUGAGAAGGAUAUUCUAUAUGCUGAGGGAGUCACUCCAAGCAAUGGUCUUGCUUUUGUUGAUUUCUGCUUUGAUGACAGAAGCCCCAUGUCAGAAUUAUUCAAUGAGAAUUCGGAGUGCCCGCCUCCUUUAACCAAGUACCAGCUAAUACGCAUAAAUUCCAAGGGAUUGCAUGAUGGCUGCAAAUGGCUGGCAAUGUUUGAAGAUGUUAGGGCAGUGAUAUUCUGUGUUGCCUUGAGUGAUUAUGACCAGACAUACGUGCAGGGUAAUGGUUUUGUUUCCAACAAAAUGCUGGCAAGCAGAGAUAUGUUUGAGGGUCUUGUGAAGCAUCCGUGUUUCCAGGACACCCCAUUUGUGCUUUUGCUGAACAAAUACGAUAGUUUCGAAGAGAAGGUAAACCGGGUGCCACUAUCCAGUUGCGACUGGUUCAAGGAAUUCAGCCCUCUGAAGCCCAACCAAAAUAACCAGAAUCUGGCACAGCAAGCAUAUUUUUACAUAGCAAUGAAAUUCAAGGAGCUUUAUUCUUCAAUAACUCGCCAAAAGUUGUUUGUCUGGCAGACCCGAGCUCGAGUGCGUGCAUCUGUGGACGAGGCUUUCAAGUACAUAAGGGAGGUGCUGAAGUGGGAUGAAGAGAAGGAUGAAAACAUGUAUGAUAUUGCUGGGGACGAUUCAUUUUACAGUACGGAAGUGAGUUCCUCCCCGUAUAUUAGGCAGGAAUGAGUAAACUCUCUAUGCGCCCGCCCCUGUAUAGCGCUGGUUCCUGGGGGCAGGUUCAAUGUUGGUGACAUCUAACUUUUGAGAAUUGAGUUCAUUCUAGGGUUUGAAUUCAAACUUUGGAUUAAUGUCGAGGUUUAAUGAUUAAUUGGUUCAGAUAUGUGAGUUUUCAAAAUUUUUUUUUUUUUUUUUUUGGAGGGUGAUUUUUCCACGUGUAUAGAUACAACAUCUGUUCAACAUAAAUAAACAUGUCAUUUUGAGAUUGCAA
Messenger RNA from Carica papaya (papaya), 3044 nucleotides. Its product is annotated as extra-large guanine nucleotide-binding protein 3-like. Gene Ontology annotation, molecular function: G protein-coupled receptor binding; guanyl nucleotide binding; G-protein beta/gamma-subunit complex binding. Gene Ontology annotation, biological process: adenylate cyclase-modulating G protein-coupled receptor signaling pathway. NCBI's taxonomy places the organism in Eukaryota, Viridiplantae, Streptophyta, Magnoliopsida, Brassicales, Caricaceae. Gene Ontology annotation, cellular component: heterotrimeric G-protein complex; cytoplasm. The record is from RefSeq and is a predicted model, not a curated record.